AUGGAGUUCAUUCUCUCGUUGACGCACUUCUGUGAAGUGCAUGGUCCAACUUCGAUCAUCUGCUCACAGGUCCUGCCUUUUUCAUGCCCGCAAUGCCAUGAUGACUCUCCCCAGGGCACUCCUGUCUCACAGGAGUCCCGCUCCGACGACUCCCGAUCUCCAAAGUCCGGCUCCAAGUCGCCUCGGAUAGAGGAUUCUCCCUACUUCCUGCAGCACCCAGCCACCCCCGAGGAGAAAUCCAGCCGCAGCGGCGCAAAUGGAGACACCUGCGCCAGUUGCAGCCUGUCUCUGCCCGAAGAUGUGAGCCGGCAACUGCCACCAGGCGCCCCUGGCAGCCGCGACGCCAAAGGAAACAGCACCAGUCCCGUUCUGCGCUCGCGCGAGGUCGUCUACUCAUGCGGCAACAGCCAUUCCGACAUGGACGAUGAAACAGACUCUCACGCUCACGCCUCUCCUCCCGAAUCUCUACACUCCGCCUCCGUCGCCUCAGACGCCUCAUGUCACACCCACAUUCACACCUACCUCUCUCAGCGGGGGCCGCCGAAUCCGGCCAACUACGCUCUCCUCCGCCGAUCUUCCAUCCGCACCCUCAGCUGCGAACUCCUUCCUCGCGGCCUCUCCUCCGGCCCCAUCUGUUUCGGCGAUGGCGUGGCCGGCUACACAAUCGCAUACAUUUUCCGACUCCCGGACCCGAUGGCCCGUGGCAAGCGUCGCAGUUACGCAUUGGUGGCUCUAGCCGGACGUGAUGCCGGAAGAGCUUUCCGCGCCUGCCCCAUCAUCUGGCGGGCCUUCGGUCGUAUCGCUGCCAGCAUCGUGAAUGCCGCCGAGCGUUUCCAGGAAGACGAAAAGACCCGUGAUGAACAGAACAACCCGGGCAGACAGCCCGGCCGCCAAUACCCACCCGUUUCCUCCUUCCUCACUGGCCGUGGUAUGGACCCGGCUGGUCGCCGCGCGGCAGGCCAAAUCCGUGCUCGCAAUCUCGCUGAAAUUGUCGGCAACGAAUACAUCUUUACCGAACUGCAUGCUCAUUUCGUCGCACUUCUACAGCAACUGGGCACCAUGUUUGGCGGCAUUCCUCUGAAUGAGGAGCGUUUCGUCUGUAGCACCGUCGGUGAUGAAGAAAACACCAACGACGCUCAGCCGGUCUUGGUCUCUAAGACGGGACCCCCGAAAGACGGUCAGAAGUUCGACGACGAAGAAAUCGAUUUGUCAAGCCUCGAAAUCUCCGCUGGGCCGAAGGCUAUUCCCAUUGCGCCUCGCCAACCGGUCAUGGCAUGA
This is a messenger RNA of Penicillium brevicompactum, 1278 nucleotides long. RefSeq names its product folliculin domain-containing protein. The transcript is spliced from 2 exons. Gene Ontology annotation, biological process: positive regulation of TORC1 signaling; positive regulation of GTPase activity. Gene Ontology annotation, cellular component: cytosol. The record is from RefSeq and is a predicted model, not a curated record. NCBI's taxonomy places the organism in Eukaryota, Fungi, Ascomycota, Eurotiomycetes, Eurotiales, Aspergillaceae. The coding region runs from base 1 to 1278 and encodes 425 amino acids. Gene Ontology annotation, molecular function: GTPase activator activity.